Molecule: messenger RNA, 13108 nt
Organism: Lineus longissimus
Lineage: Eukaryota; Metazoa; Nemertea; Pilidiophora; Heteronemertea; Lineidae
Product: laminin subunit alpha-like
Exons: 64
Coding region: 1-10896 (3631 amino acids)
Biological process (GO): animal organ morphogenesis; tissue development; regulation of cell migration
Molecular function (GO): signaling receptor binding
Source: RefSeq, a predicted model, not a curated record
AUGGCGUUGAGGGAGCAUUGCCUCGCGCUGUGCGCUAUUGUAUUGACUAUCUUGUGCGGUUUUGGAGCAAAUUCACAAGUUCUGAACCCACCGUAUUUUAACUUAGCUGAAGGGAAAAAGGUUUAUUCGACUGCAACUUGUGGAGAAGGGAUAUCGGACAGAGAAUGGUUUUGUAAACUGACUGGAGCUAAUUACGCUGGAACUGGAAUCGAACCGUGGAAGGAUCCUCGCAAUCUCCGACCCGGGGGUCAGAUUGUCAAGGGCCAGCUCUGUGAUUUCUGCGAUCCGAGGGAUCCUGGGCAGCGCCAUCCCCCGGGCUAUUCUGUGGACGGUACGGAGAGAUGGUGGCAAAGUCCUCCCUUAUCCAGGGGUGUCGAAUACAAUGAAGUCAACUUGACCAUCGAUUUGGGACAGGAAUUUCAUGUGGCUUACGUCUUCAUCAAAAUGGCCAACUCCCCUCGCCCCGGCGUCUGGGCGUUGGAGCGAUCCACUGAUUAUGGUGUGACCUGGGAUGCGUGGCAAUACUUUGCAGACACACCCAGUGAUUGUCUCACAUUCUUCAACACGACUUUGGAUGUGAUCAAGGCUGAUGACUCGGUCCUCUGUACGACUGGAUUCUCCAAGGUUGUCCCACUUGAAGGAGGAGAGAUCGUUGUGUCUCUGGUGAACGACCGUCCAAAUGCUAACAACUUCUCCUAUGCGACUACGCUUCAAGGUUGGACUAUCGCCACCAAUGUUCGCUUGAGGUUACUACGGACCAAGACAUUGCUCGGCCAUCUCAUGGCAGUGGCAAGACAGGACCCUACUGUGACAAGAAGGUACUUUUACAGUAUCAAGGACAUCUCUAUCGGUGGUCGAUGUGUCUGUAACGGUCAUGCAGAGUUCUGUGACAAGCGAGAUCCUCGUAAUCCCGAGAAGCUUCUCUGCCGCUGUCAACACAACACGUGUGGGGCCCAGUGUGAUCAAUGUUGUCCGAGAUUUGUGCAGAAGAAAUGGAAGAAAGCAACUGAAGACAGUGUGAAUGAAUGUGAACCUUGCAACUGCCAUGAGCAUUCAAAUGAGUGUUUCUAUGAUGAAAUAACAGAUCUAGAAGGCAAGAGUUUGGACAUUUCUGGCGAAUACGAGGGGGGUGGUAUCUGCCAGAAUUGCAGGCACAACACCCAAGGCAUCAACUGUCAUGAAUGCAAACCCGGUUACUACAGGCCAGAUGGAGUACCAAUGAACUCAACUGAUGCUUGCAGGGAAUGUCGAUGUAACAAUGUCUACUCUACUGGAGAGUGCGAACCCGGUACUGGCAAGUGCAGAUGCCGUGAGCAGUUUGCUGGUGACAACUGCGACAGUUGUGCACGUGGUUACUAUGGUUACCCCUCGUGCGUACCUUGCACGUGUAAUGUGAAUGGUACAGAGAACUCCAUCUGUGAAGUUGGUGGUGGACAAUGCCCAUGUAAGCCAAACUACAUCGGGGCAAACUGUGACCAGUGCAAUUUUGCCUUCUACGGAUUCCCAGAUUGUAUGCCCUGUGAGUGUAAUACAUAUGGCUCUGUUGGACGUAACUGUGACCCACAAAAUGGACAGUGUCCCUGCAGGAACAACUUUGGGAACAGGACGUGUGACGAGUGUACCGAUGGAUACUUUGGUUUCCCUACUUGUGAAUUCUGCACGUGCGACCCGACUGGCUGUGAAGAGGGAAUCUGCAGCAAGGAGGAUGGGCGAUGUCUCUGCAAAGAAAACUUUGCUGCUCCACAUUGUGACAAGUGUGCAUUUGGAUACUACAACUACCCAACGUGUUCAAAGUGCGAAUGCUUUGAGGAUGGCUCUCGUGAUGCAUCUUGUAGCAGCUCUGGCCAGUGCCAAUGUAAGGUCAACUUUGCUGGACCCAAGUGUGACAGGUGUGCACCUGGUUACUACAAAUACCCAGAGUGUAAACCUUGUUCAUGUGACAUCUACGGAUCUGUGGCCGUAUCCUGUGAUCAGGUGACUGGCCAGUGUAAUUGUCGGAGCAACUUUCAAGGUCUCAUGUGCAACCAGUGUACGGAAGGCUUCUACAACUACCCUGUCUGUGAAGAAUGCAACUGUAACCCAGCAGGAGCAAAGGAGAUUGCUGGCCUGCCAUUAGGUGGAUGCGGCACCCAUCAGAACGGUCAACUCUGCGAAUGCAAGGAUAGGGUCCGUGGUCAUACCUGUGAUGCCUGCAAGCCGGGCUUCUGGAACCUUAACAUCAAUAACCAAAAGGCUUGUGACAGCUGCGAUUGUGAUGUGGCUGGCACCAUUGGCGGUAGUGAGGUGUGUGACUUCAAAACUGGACAGUGUCUUUGUAAGCUGUACACCGAAGGAAAGAAGUGUAACCAGUGCAAGGAUGGCUCGUAUCAGCUGACUGCCAGUAACAUCUUCGGCUGUCAUGAUUGUAGCUGUGACAUUGGAGGUGCAUGGGACAACAACUGUGACAAGGUAACCGGUCAGUGCCGUUGUCGACCGAGGGUUACCGGAAAGACUUGUGAUAGCCCUGAUAGAACCCACUUCUAUCCCAACCUUCACCAGAAGAAUUAUGAACUGGAAGAUGGCCGCACACCAAGUGGUGGUGCUGUUCGAUUCGGUUUUGAUGAAAAUAUCUUGCCCAAAUACUCAUGGAGGGGAUACGCAAUCUUCUCACGGGUUCAGCCAACAAUAGUUGUUGAUGUUGUGAUCGACACCUCUGAUGUCUAUCACAUCCUGUACCGCUACACCAACCGUAACCUAUCCAGCAAGCCGGGCACCGUCGUUGUCACGCCAGAAUCCAGUGGCGAUGACAAACAGAAGAGUAGAAUCAACUUCCAGUCGACCACAACUCCUAUGAUGGCGACCGUCACCAUGGGGGCCGUCCCGACUGGCUUUGUCAUGAAUCCUGGGAAGUGGAGCGUUGCUCUGACGACUCAAGAGGAUAUCUUUGUGGAUUAUGUGGUUCUGCUGCCUGAGUCCUACUUCCAGGCAUCAGUCUUGAAGGAGCGUGUGAAGGAUGCUUGCCCUGUUCCACUCCAGGAUCCUCCAUGCAUCCACUACGUGUACGUGGAUGUCAAAACAUACAAAGUGUUCCGCGGUGAGAAUGGUUACUUUGCCAAGGACAAUCAGCGUCACAGAACCCAGGUCUAUGAUGACACUGCUGUGUUGGAAGAUCUGGAGACGCCGUCGAUGGCCAUUCUAGAUAUCAGUCAGCCUGGCAUGUAUUUGGACCUGAUUGGCCUUGACCCGGACCAGUAUAUUCUGAUUGUGAACUAUCUCACUCCCAAGGAAACGAUCAAGGAGCAGGUGCUGGAUGUUAAUCUCGCGUCUACUGUCAACAGGGAUAAGGGCAAGGUGCUUCUGCCACCCUGCAAAUUCAGUUCUCUUUGCCGGGCUGUGGUUACCAAUGUCACCAAUGGCCGUGUUGGUUUCUAUGACAUCUCAACAGACUACGUCACUCUGAGCUUUGAUGGUGAAGACGACGUGGAUGUCGCUAUUGAUUCAGUCGUUGCUGUGCCAAGAAGUGUCUUCAAUGUGAACUUCCUGCAGCCAACAUUCAAGUGUGUCAUGGUCAACAAGAAAUGUGUUGGAAGCUCUUGGUUGUCUGGGGCGAGUGUGAAGAUUGAACUGGAAGGUGGGGACAAUGUUGAUAGCGUGUCUGGUCCAGAUGAUCUGCCGCCUGGUAUCGUUGAUGUUGGGGUCAAGGUCAUUAAACUGGACAAAGAUAAGCCUACUGUGACGAUUGAUGGGUCAGUGUCGCGUCCAGGGCAGUACACUUAUAUCCUCCAUUACUAUCAGCCGUACCAGCCCACAAUGACGGUCAAGGUCAACGUCGAUGUAGGAGGGAAGAUAUAUCCUGGUAUAUUCAAGGCUGAUUACUGCCCAAGCGUCACUGGAUGCCGUGGUACUAUCACAUUUGAGGGCACCGAUAUCCCAGACUCACUUGACCUUCAGGAGAAGGAUUUCAAGGUCAUUUUGAACAACACAGAGGGCAAUACUGUCUGGCUGGAUUACUUCCUCAUCAUCCCGUCAUCAACAGACAAGGCUGAUUAUCUUGACUGGCAGCCGAUUGAUAACUCUGGAUACUUCUUGACGGAAUGUGCCGGAGAUGGAUGGGACGUCAAGGAUAGUUCAUCUAAAUUCUGCAAGACGUCCGUGUUUUCCAUUACCACUGAUUACAACAACGGUGCAGAGCAAUGCAACUGUGACACCGAUGGCUCCAGGAGAUUUGAGUGUGAAGAGUUUGGUGGGCAGUGUCAGUGUAAACCUAACAUUAUCGGUAGGAAGUGUACCCUGUGCAAGACAGGCUAUUAUGGAUUCCCUAAUUGUCAACGUUGUAAUUGCCCAAGUGGUCUCUGCCAUCACAAAACAGGGAAGUGUAUCUGUCCCCCACGUGUGACAGGUCCAAACUGUAAUAUCUGUCUGGCUAACACGUUCGGUUACGAUCCAUUGAUUGGAUGUGAGGAAUGUAACUGUCAUCCAGAGGGAAUCAAGAAUAACAACAUGUCAUGCGACGUCAACACUGGCCAGUGUGGUUGUAAAGCCAACAUCAAUGCAAGGACCUGCUCCGUUUGCAAAGCUGGUUUCUACCAGUUUCCCAACUGUGCCAAGUGCAAUUGUGAUGCCCGUGGCACGACUGAUGACGUCUGCGACCAGAGGACUGCUGAGUGUAUCUGUAAGGAGAACGUUGAAGGCAGGCUUUGUGACCGCUGCAAGGCUGGCACAUACUAUCUUGAAGAGAGGAAUCCUAUGGGGUGCACCAAGUGUUUCUGCUUUGGUACAACUGACAGGUGUCGCAGUUCAAACUAUCGGAGGGCCGAGAUCACCACUAUGAGUGGUUGGAAUGUGACCAACAUCGACGAGCCAGCAAUAUAUCAAGCGAACCGGAAACUGACCCUUGACGCCACGAAGGGGGCCAAGGAUGCCACCAUGCCCAUGUACUGGGUGGCACCGAAGGAGUACCUUGGGAACCGGGUGACAUCUUACGGUGGCAAGCUGACCUACUCUAUCUUGUUUUACAUACCAAACGAUGGCACUAGUCGUGGCAAGAUCAGCUCGGAUCUUAUUCUCAUGGGUAACAACAUGACAAUUUCCCACGUUGUGAGUGAACAGCCUGCAGUGGGCAAGGAACUGAAGGUUGAGAUCUUUUUCACGGAGAAUAAAUUCAAUCAUGAAAGUACUGGAGUCUAUGUGAGUCGUUCUCAGUUCAUGAGUGUGUUGUCAAGGUUGGAGUCCCUGCAGAUCAGAGUCAACUAUUAUACUGUCAUUGAGCGAGCAAGUUUGAAUGAUGUGCGUCUGGACUCGGCCACUCCUGAUGGCCCUGGACAAGAGGCCAGCAAUGUAGAACAGUGUUACUGCCCACCGAGCUACACAGGGACAUCAUGUGAGGAAUGUGUUGAAGGCUACUAUAAACACCGCAAUGGAACCGGCUUCGUCUGUAUGCCGUGCAACUGUAGCGGUAGUGCAUCUCGCUGUGAUCGUGAGACGGGAGAAUGUAUCGGCUGUCGUUACAACACCAAGGGCUUCCAUUGUGAGGAGUGUGAGACGGGAUACUAUAAGAACAAGGACACUGGGCGAUGCCAGAUUUGUGCCUGUCCCAAGGCCACCCCUGACAACAACUUUGCCACAACCUGUGAGGUCAUCGAUGGAGAUGUUGUCCUGAAGUGCGAAUGUCUUCCUGGAUAUUCUGGCCCAAGAUGUGAUGCCUGUGAAAGUGGAUUCUUCGGUAAUCCAAGUGUGGUAGGAGGUAGCUGCCAACCUUGUCAAUGCAGUGGAAACAUUGAUGUGAAUGACCACCAGAGUUGUGACCCGCUGACUGGUCAAUGCCUGAAGUGUCUUUAUAACACAACUGGACCGAACUGUGACAAGUGUGGAGAAUGGCUACAUGGGGAUGCCUUGGUGGAUAAGGAAUGUCAAACUUGUACUUGUAACAGAUGUGGAACAGAGUUCUGUGAUGACAGAAACGGUGUCUGCAACUGCUUACCGAACGUCGUUGGAGCAGACUGCCAUAAAUGCGCUCCUUAUACCUAUGGUUUCGAUGAAUGUAACGGCUGUAAGCCUUGCGAGUGUGGAGCAGGUUCAGUUAGUCCGCAAUGUAACGGGACUACAGGCCUAUGCGGCUGCAAGCCGGGAGUCCGGGGAAAGAAGUGUAAUGAGUGCAAAGAAAACUACUGGGAUUACGGACCUGAUGGAUGCAAAGAGUGUAUGUGUCUGGGUAUUGGAGCAACAACUUGUGACAGGGUUACCGGAGAGUGCCGAUGUAGAGAAGGUCACACUGGACGUGACUGUAACAUGUGUAUCAAGGGCUGGAUAAUGGUCCCAGGACAGGGAUGUCAAGAGUGUGACAAUUGUGUUUUCCUCCUGCUGCAUGACAUUGAUUACCUGAUCAACAACCUAACGGCCAGGUAUACCGACCUUGAAGAUGUCUCUGUUGGCGUGUUUGCCAUGCGAAGAUUGACCCAGAUUAACGAUACAGUCAACGAACUUAGGCCACGCGUUGACAACAUGGUUUAUGAUCCGAGCCAGAUUGAUACGACAAACUUGAAAAGACUCCUGAUAGAGGUGCAGAACAUCGCCAAGAAUACGGUCACUAAAGUUAAAUUCACAAAGACACGAUCUGUGAUUAUUACGACUGAUGCUGAGAAGGCGUUGAACGACAGCCUUGAUUUGAUGCGGAUCCUGAAUGAGACUCGGGCAAAUACCAAUGAUGCGGUAAACUACGUCGGUGAGAUCUUGAAAGCAAUGGAGGAUGGAAUCCGUGACACAAAUAUUGACCAGCUGUUGAUUGAAGCUGAGGCUAUUCUGAAGGAAAUCAAGGGACGUGAUUUUGCAGCGAAGGCAACGGGAUCUCAGGAUGAACUUACUAAGGCUGUUGAAUUAUUGGAACGCGUCAAGAACCUGAACAAAGAUGCCAUGGAGCAGAUGGAUAAAUAUGACGAUGUUUACAAGAAACUUGCUACAUUUGAUGACAAACUGAACGAUCUGAGGGAGAAGAGCCGCGAAUCCCUACAGACGUCGACGAUGGCGACACGAAGUAAUCAACGGAACCAAGCGUAUCUCAACAGAAUUGCUGCCACUGUAGAGCGCAUCAACGAAGCACAGGACAUGACUGAUGCCACACUGAAGAUGGGGCAGGAGUUGCUACGUCUUGCCAGGAUCUACUUGGACGAGGCAAAGAACAACUACAAGAAUGUUGUUAACGAGUCUAACAAUUUAGAUGAUGCAAUGGAACGAUUGAGGAAUUUCGCAUUGGACUUGGCCAAGUCGAACAAUGAGCUUCGUCCUCUGGUUGACAAUGCCACUGACCAUGCAUUCGAGCUGGAACAAGAGGCUGACUAUCUGAAGAGUCUAAUCCAAGACACCCAGAGGCAGGCUGAAAAUGCUCUGAAGGCAGCCCAGGCCUAUGAGAACAUUGUUGCUGCCAUCCGCGAUGCUAAAGAUGGUGCUAUGUCUGCUAUCAAUGCCACAAGUAUUGCCCUGGAUAUGUCAAGUGGUCUUAAUACGAGAGCCACAACAUCAAAAGGAAGAAGCCAAGAUCUGCUAGACAGAGCCAAGGCCUUGAAGGCUAAAGUAGAUGGAGAAUUGAAAGAUCAGUUUGACCGAGCAGUGCAGAAGGUAGAUCAGUUGGAAAACAAGAAUGAACAGGUCCGAACUGGUGUGAUGGACAUCGAAAGAGGUCUCAAUAUGUUACCAGCAGAUGGCUAUUCGAGACUUGCCAAUGAUGCGGCUAUGAGGGCCAUGGAUGCAAAGACCCGCUCCGACAAGGUGACCACACAGAUUGACAACAUCCGUGACAAAAUCAAGGAGGACCUCGAAAGGAGCAAGAAGAUCAAACUCGCUGUUGAUGAGGCCAACGACCAUAUGAAUGCUGCUGAGGCACAUAUAACCAAAGUGCGCAGUGUUGUCCCUGAUGCCACCAAAUUGCUCGAUCGCCUUCAGAUCUAUGCAAACAGAGUCAACACAUUCGGAUUUGACCUAUCCGCUAAUAUCUCCUCUCUGAAGGAGAAGAUAGCACUAACCCGAGGCCAAGCAAACAGGAUCCGUGUUGCUAUGAGAUUCUACAGUAACACCACGGUCCAGGCGAGGAACCCAAGCAACCUGAACCUAGCCGGAUCGUUCACAAAGUUGGAUAUGUUCUUUAAGACCACAAAACCCAAUGGUUUCCUCAUGUAUGUCGGGCCUGACCAGAGAGACCCAUCACCAUCAAAUGAUUACAUGGCCCUUGAGAUCCUGAACAGCAAUGUUUUAUUCAAAUAUGACCUCGGUUCUGGGCCCGCUCGGAUACGAAGCAGCAAGGCGGUUGAUGACGGCAAAUGGCACAAAGUCAGUGUGGAAAGAAUUGGCCGCAGUGGUAAGGUGACUGUAAGAACUGCAGAAGAGCCUGACGUGGUUGAUGAGGGGGUAUCACCUGGAACUAUGGCUGUCCUUGAACUCGAUCCGUACAAGAGCAAGUUCUUCAUAGGUGGUGUGCCAGCUGGUGUCCAGAUUCCAGCCGAGGUUGGUCAGCGGCGGUUCGAAGGCUGCAUGGAGGAUGUGCUGUUUGACAGCAUACCAGUCGGUCUUUGGAACCAUGUCAAGGGAGACAACAACAAAUAUGGAUGCAUUGAAAGGGACUCACUUCAGGCUGCUCCAACCAAUGGAUUCCGAUUUAACGGCAAUGGUUAUGUCGUCCUGAAGAAAGAUCGCUUCAGGCCUCAUCGGAAGAGUCAGGUCAACCUCAUGUUCAAGACAUACAGCGACAAUGGCCUCAUGUUCUUUGUCCAUCACAAAAAAGACUUUCUGUCGAUCGAGUUACGUGAUGGUAAAGUGUUGUUCCAGUUUGACCUUGGAGGUGGAAGGGCACGGCUUGAGUCCACCCAGAAGUACAACGAUGGGCAGUGGCAUUCUGUUGAUGCGAGCAGACGUGACCAGAAUGGAUUGUUGAAGGUCGACGAUGUCAAGGUUGCUGAAGGUCGAUCUGUUGGUGACUUGACGCAGUUGUCAAUUGAUGAUGAAAUAUUCAUUGGUGGUUAUCGUGGAACGUCAAUUUAUGAAUUUGAUGCGGUGACAAGUAUGGGCUUUGCUGGUUGCAUCAAGGACGUCCAGUUGAGUCGAGUUGCUCGCGAUCUCAAUGACAACAUCGGGGCGAAGAACAUCAUUCCUGGCUGCCCUGAACAGGUCGCUCGCAUUGUCUCCUUCUCAGCCAAACAGUCAGGAUUUGCUUCCAUGCCAGUCGUUAACAUCAAUCGUAACUUUGAUGCGACGAUGAAAAUCAAAUCUCUAGAAAAGGAAGCUUUGCUGCUUUAUGCUGCCAACGAUGAUCAGAGUAACUCAUUCAGCGUUUCACUUGUAAAUGGUCGAAUAGUAAUGGUGGCUGUGAUAGACGGACAGAGGAAGGUGAUUGAGUCAAAGGUCGCGACGUACAAUGAUGGGCGAUGGCAUUAUCUCACAGUUACCAAGGAUGGAUCAAACCUCCAGUUGGACAUUGAUGAUCAUGAAAUGGUGAAAGGAGUCCUUACAAAGAGACGAAUCAAGACGACGUCCAAAUUGUACUUUGGUGGCGUGCCGAGUAAUUAUGCUAUGGUUGACCUGAACAGUGCCACACUAGCUCGUCUCAUUGGUUGUAUUGGAGAUGUUACAAUUAAUGGAGACUUUGUGAACUUUGCCACUGCUCCACCUGGCGAUCGAAUUGGUGCAUCUCUCGCUGGCUGCCCGAUCAAGGAUCCUGCGGCUCCCACUGAACUACCCGGAACGAUUGAACCACCACUAGUACCAGUUCUACCAACAGGGACAGAAGUCCAAAGUGAUCAGUGUGUGUUGAACCCAGUAGCUUCGUCCUACAACGCCAGCGGUACUGCAAGCGGAACACGUUUUGGUUUCCAACCGGAGAGCAGGAAUGAAUAUGAUGGAAUUCCUGGAAACUUCCGUAUCAACUCAGAGUUCAGCUGUGAAUUCAAAACUACCGCUACCGAUGGGUUAUUAUUCUACGUGUCUGAUGAUCGCCACACAGACUAUAUCUAUCUUAUCAUGAGGGAUGGAGAUCUGGUGUAUGCAUUUAAUUCUGGUAGCGGGCCAGCCAUCAUUCCAUCAACAAAAACUUUCAAUGAUGGAAAGUGGCAUAGGGCUGUGUUCUGGCGCGAACAGAAGAAUGGGCGCCUGACCGUUGAUGAUCAAGCUGUGUAUAAUGGUGUAUCUAUUGGUAACACAAGGUCCAUUAAUAUUGCUGUGCCCUUCUAUAUCGGUGGUAUGCCUGACGAUACUGCUAAGGCAGCCACCGGGAACUUAGCGGAGAUCGCAAGGAUGGGCUUCGUUGGAUGCAUCAGAAACUUCAAAAUCAAUGGAAACCUUUUUGGACCGCCAACACGAACAUUCAGCACACAGCCAUGUUAUCCUAAUGUUGAAAUUGGUGCAUUCUUUGGAGCUGCUGGUGGAUACCUCAAUCUCCGGGAUACGUUCAAAGUAGGCCUUGAUUUAGACAUCCUGAUUGAGAUCCGUCCGAGGAGCCAGAACGGUGUCAUCCUAAGUGUGUCCUCACCACGUGGGGAUUACCUAGUACUGCAGUUGGUUGAAGGGGAGCUUCUGUUUAGUGUUGACAAUGGUGCGGGUAAGAUCUCGGCCAAAUACAAAGCGCUUGUCAAGCCUGGUUUGUGUGAUGGGAACUGGCACAAGAUUCAAGCUGUGAAAGCCAAGAAUGUUGUGACUUUGAACGUUGAUGGUGUCUACAUGACACCAGGAAUUGGUGCGGCCGGUGUAUCAGCAACUGACACUAACGAUCCACUCUACAUUGGUGGUGUGCCAGACCCAGUCACUGCCAAGGGCGUCAGUACCGCUAAAAGUUAUGUUGGCUGUAUUCGAAACCUUCAGUUUGACCUGGUACGCCAGAACAUGGCUGCUGGUGACAAGAUUGGUGACGUCAAUAUCGACCACUGCCCCAUCGCCUAAAGGAUUAAGGAAUACAGUCAACGGAGAAGGCAUUUCAAUUUGUCGAUCAUCCAGUUAAAUUUUUCAGUGUGAAAUUCAAUAUACAAUUGUCACUCUGCAGAACAAAUGAUUCAGAUUUCACUUCUCUGAGUAAGAAUUUGAGAUCACUUUUGACGUUUAAGAAACUAUUUUUUCGAUACUCAAUAGCUUUAUCAAGAGAAUGACUUGCCUUCUUUGUCAGACUGUACAUGGACUCGAAAGCCUUGAAACCAGGAGAAACCUCUGUGAACUUCAAUCUUCAAUUCUUUCUACAAUCUCUCAUCAAAUUUACUAAUAACUUUGCAAAGGGUGAACAAAUAUCAUGCCAUUUCAGUCUUCAUAUUCUCAUGAUUUAUUGACCUGAACCUCUCCAGGAGUUAAUGUAAGUGAAUAAAAUAAACUGGGGAAUUAGGAUAUACAAUUCUCAAAGAUAUCCUAUGGAUUGCAUUAGAGCUUUAGAGUUGCAAAUUAUAGACUAUCACCUCCAACUAAGCCAACAAGUUGCAAGUUCUUUAAGUUUUAUUGCUUUCUGAAGAGAUCGAAUGCUGCAUAUACUUUCAAAAUGAACUGAUGCUCGAUGUUAUUCCCAUUCUGCAAAGAUUUGUUCUGUGAAUUUGAAGUUCACAGUUAUUUUUCCCCUCCGGACUCUGAAAACUGACAUCGUUUCGAACAAUUAAUAAUGUGGUAAAUUUGCUGAAAUUUGAACAAAUUUUACAAACUUUUAUUGAAAGGUAUUAAAAGUCUUUUUAUGCAGCUGUUAUGGUGCUUUAGUUUGUACAGAACGCUCUGCGCUGAAUAAGAUCAUUUGUGAAAACCAUGACGAAUAAAAUUAUUUAGAACAAUCUAUUUAUGAUCACUGACAGGGCAAAACUAGUCUAAAGCCGUAACUUUUUAACUAUUUUUUAACUGCUUUUUGUACCCAAAGAUUCAAUUUUAUGGAGAAAGGAUGUUUCAUGCUUCAUGGGGAUGUUUCGUAGACUCAGUCACAUUUAGCCCUCAUUAUACUCAUUUCUUGUUGUGCUUUGUGCACAUGACAAAACCAUCAGAAAUAUCUCGCACACUUGAAAUAAUGGUCACACAAACAGGUGAUAAGUGAACUUCAAAAAUAUCGGAAGAAUCUCAAUCAACAACCUUUCUGAGUAUGAGUGUUGGUAUAUUGAGGUUGAUGUAGAAUUUGAGUAAAUGAGAGCGCAAAUGUCUCGGGAGUCUUUUUAGUUUUAGUAGUGUAUUAGAUGUUGCAACAGGAAUUAUCCCAUAUCCAUGUAGAAGUAUUAUUUCCAAAUGAAAUUCCAGUUUUAUCAUACAUCAACAAUUGCAACAACAAAAAUUGAGUUACCGGUAAUAUUGUUAAAGAGAGAAGAGGUUCUUCGCUUCUUCUUUUUAUUGCAUACUUUAUGAAGAUGUUUGGAUGAUGAAAUCUGCAUUAUCACUGCCAGUGGUGCAUCAUUAUGAGAUUCCUGAGGGGUAAUCUUUAGUCUCAAGUAAUACCUAUCCCUACACAGUUCCCAGUUAUCUGAAAAAUGUUCAGGCAGUUAAACUUCAUGGAUAAUUCUUGUUGCACUAUGAGUUCCUUGGUCUUCCUUCUCAAGUAUUUUCUACCACCAGGUAAUGUCGAUUUGUGCUUGAUUAUUUACAUUGAUGAUUAUUAAACCAUUGUAAUAACACUGAAAAGAUCAUAAUUCAUACUGGUUCAUCCUCUGUUAAGUUUUACCACCAAAACUUCGGUAUGAAAACCCCAGUGCCGUUUCUAAAGUAGUUACGAAUUAACAUCAUUGAAAUGUGCCGAAAUUAAAAGAUGUCAUUGGUUGAAACUACUCUAUCCAUUCACAUUGGGAAUCAUUUUUCGGAAUUGUUUUGAAAAUUAGGAAGAUCAAGAAACCAUUUAAAAUAGACUGCUUGUAUUUCUGACUAUGAAUUUACUUUUGGCCAAUGUUAACAUUCUUGUACGACAUUGAAGUUUAUACGAACAUGUUUAAGAUGAGAGAUUGAAGCAUUAUGUCCAAGCAUCGGACUAACUUUCAAUCAGGUAUGUAAUAACAUUAUCAAUCUUGAAACUCUUGCCAUCUCAAGCAGAGUAUUUUGAAAAUAUUUCUCCACAUCAUACGAUUCAUUCAUAAGACAGAUUUUAAAACAUUGAACUGUACUCAUUUCAGUUAUGCAUCGUGGUCAGAAUCAUACAAUAAAAUACAGGCAA